CACUCAUUCAUUCAUUCACUCAUUCAUUCACUCUACUGACUCACUCAUUCACUCACUCUCAAUACAUCUCCAUUUGCUCAAACAAAUUGAAUGGCGCUUCCAAAGCCGUGGGAGCGCAUGAACGGCAGCGACCUGCCCGGCUUCAACCCCAACAGCAGCAACACCAACACCACUGGCAUGACUCGCUCCACAUCCGCAGUCGGUGGUGGCAUGGGCGGCAUGGGCGGCGUCGGAGCGGACUGGCUGGGCGGAGGCGGGCUGCCGUCGGCUGCUUCCUCACUCCGGAUACGACACGACCACCCCUCUGCUGCUGCUGCUGCUGCUGCUGCUGCUGCGACUAGUAAUAGCAGCAAUUCUGGUAAUAGCAAUGGCAGUGCAGUCGCCCCGCCGCUGCCCUCGCAGCCGCCAUUCAGUGGCUCGGCCGCUUCGCUGGCAGCGUCCUCGUCCUCGUCCGCGCUCCAGCCAGCAGCAGGUGCUUACUCGUCGCGACCGUACGCAGCGGCGUCUCCGUACGCCCGUCGCUAUGGCGCAGUGGGAGGACUCGGUGGCAUGGGUGCAUAUGGGAGCAGCAUGUACGGCUCGCAAUACGGGAGCAGCUAUGGCGGAUAUGGAGGCUAUGGCGGCGGAUAUGGCUCGAGCUAUGGCGGUUUUGGCGGCGGAUAUGGCUCGAGCUAUGGUGGCUAUGGCGGAGGCUAUGGCAUGGGUGGCAUGGACGAUGGCAUGCAUCCAAGCUCGCUGACCACUCGCGCCGAAGAGAGCAGUCGGACUGCAUUUCAAGCAAUCGAAAACAUUGUGCAGGCAUUCGGAUCCGUGUCCAUGAUGCUCGAAUCCACAUUCCAUGCGACGUACAGCUCCUUCCGUGCGGUGCUCGGCGUUGCCGACCAUUUUGCCCGACUCCGGCACCAGCUGGCCUCCAUCUUUUCGGCCAUCGCCGUCUUCCGCACAGUGCGGUAUAUUGUGUUGCGGCUGCUGCGGGCCAUGGGCCUACGAUCCCCGCGGAUUGACGCGCAGCUGGCCAACAUUUCAAGCGCCAUGCGGCAGGAGCGGAUGGCACGAGCGCCUUCCGUCGACGCAAACGGAAACCCCACGCCCGCGUCCCCCAAGAGCAAAUCGUGGCCCAUUUUCCUGUUUGUAGCGGUUGUGUUUGCCUUCCCCUGGGCCAUCUGGCGCCUGCUCCGAGAGGAGGUGGCUGCCGCUCAAGGCGAGCAGCCGGCUUUGGGUCCAAAUGAUCCAGCCUCUUCUGCCACAACUGGCACACCGUUGCAGCAACAACAACAGCAGCAACAGCAGCAACCUCAGCAACCGGCGCGUGCUGCUCGCGCUCGGGCCCUGUACGACUUUAUUUCUCGCGAAGAGUACGAAUGCAGCUUUAGCGCUGGCGACGAGCUGACCGUCAUGCUGCCACCAAACGGCAGUGGCUGGCUUCGCGCCCGUGUGGCCGGCCGCGAUGGCUACGUGCCCGAGCAGUAUGUGAAGGUUUCAGAGCCAAAUACGCGACCGCCGCUGCCACCGCCACAGCACGCUGCCGCCUUGCCGCUUCCACUGGCAGCAGGCAUUCCAAGCGGCGAAUCGUCCUCCAAUGCAGCCGGUGAUCUCUCUGCCGCCUCUGCGGCGGCCUUUUGGGGCGACAGUGACGACCAAUCUGGUUCAUUUUAAGAAAUUCCACUUUGUCAAUGUGUUUACGUUUGUGUUUGUACUUGAAGAAAAAAAAAUGACAUCAGGAACCAACAAUUAUGACAGAUACUAUAGGACAUUAAAACCAGAUGGAA
This is a messenger RNA of Capsaspora owczarzaki ATCC 30864, 1769 nucleotides long. Its product is annotated as peroxisome biogenesis factor 13. The transcript is spliced from 3 exons. Bases 91 to 1656 code for a protein of 521 amino acids. Gene Ontology annotation, biological process: protein import into peroxisome matrix, docking. Gene Ontology annotation, molecular function: protein binding. Gene Ontology annotation, cellular component: peroxisomal importomer complex; peroxisome; peroxisomal membrane. Lineage: Eukaryota; Filasterea; Ministeriida; Capsasporidae. The record is from RefSeq and is a predicted model, not a curated record.